Molecule: messenger RNA, 1515 nt
Organism: Vanrija pseudolonga
Lineage: Eukaryota; Fungi; Basidiomycota; Tremellomycetes; Trichosporonales; Trichosporonaceae
Gene: Orc5
Product: Origin recognition complex subunit 5
Exons: 3
Coding region: 1-1515 (504 amino acids)
Biological process (GO): DNA replication; DNA replication initiation
Cellular component (GO): nuclear origin of replication recognition complex; nucleus
Molecular function (GO): DNA replication origin binding
Source: RefSeq, a predicted model, not a curated record
AUGGAGACGCUCGCCACGCUGCUAGCGCACGACGGCUCACCGCCCCUGGUCUACCUGCACCACCCGCACCACUCGGCGUCGGCGGUGCGCGCGCAGCUGCCGCCCGUCGCAGCCGAGGCCGACCUGAUCGAGCUGCAUACCCCGCGGCUGCUGUACGCCGGCGUACUCGCGCGCGUCGCGGCGUCGCGCGGAGCCGAGCGCGAGGGCGAAGUCGCGACGUGGGACGCGUUCGUGCGCGGGUUGCGCGAGGUGUGCAGCACCCGGACGGCGAACGGCGCCAGCGCCGCCAACGGAUCGCGGAAAGGCAAAGGACGCGCGAUCGACGACCUCGACGCCGACGCCAGCACCCACCUCGUGCUCGUCUUCACCCGCGCCGAGCGGCUCAAGAGCGUCCUCGGGCCCAUCUGGACCGCACUGACGCGUCUCUCUGAGCUGGCAAAUCUCCCCGCGACGGUCGUCCUCGCGUCCGCGCUGCCGUGGGACGACGUGCGCCCCGCGCGCUCGGACGCGGUCGAGCCGGUGAUGGUGUAUCUCGAUCCAAUACGCCGGGACGAGCUCCGCGACGCGUUGCUCCUCUCUGGCUCGACCCACCCCCUGUACCCGCGCUUCGUGGACCUCCUCCUCGCGUCCCUCGGCCAGCUGGCCCCGCCGUCGGAAGUCGCGUUCGCCGCGGACUCCCUGUGGCCACUGUACACCGCCACGCUGCCGGCGCAUGCCGAGCAGGAGCUCCUCGGCCGCGCGCCGCCAGAGCCAGAUACGCCGCCGCUCAGCGUGAGCGUCAAGCUCCUCACGGACCUCAAGCACCAGCUGUCCCUCGCGCUGUCCGUCGCUGCCGAGUCGCUGCUGCCUAGGACUGUCGGCAAGGCAGACUUCAUCCGCGCGCUCAACCCGCUCAGCAGCGACGGCACGCCGCGCCCGCUGACCGCGCGCGCGAUCCCGCGCCCGCCAGGCCUCGACCUGCCACUCGCGGCGCAGUUCUUGCUCGUCGCCGCGUACUGCGCCAGCUAUAACCCCGCCAAGUCGGACGUGAGGUUGUUUGGCCGCGGGACUGGGCCUGAUGGGAAGCGGCGGCGCGGGGGAGGCGUGCGGAGGGCGGGAUAUGGCAGGACACGUGUAGGCAAGGUGCCGCAGCGGCUGCUCGGCCCCAAGGCGUUCCCCCUCGACCGGCUACUCGCAAUGUUUGCGUCCCUGUACGCCGAGCACGCUGCUCGGCCAGAGGAUCUGGAGAGCGAUGGUGAAGUCGCCGUUACUGCCGCGCAGAUUGAGCGUAAGCGCGCACGCCACGCUGAGCGCGACGAGCAGUGGGAGGACGAGGUCGACGCCCUGGCCAUGAGCGUCGGCCUGUGGUCCCUCAUUCCAGAGCUCGAGGCACAGAGCCUGCUUAAGCGCACUUCCCCCGUCGACCGCCUCGACAACAUCAUGCUCCGCUGCGAGAUCGACUACGAGGGGACAAAAACACUCGCAAAGGGGCUCAAAAUCACACUCGACGAGUACCUGUACGAGGCGAUGGCAUAG